AUGGUCCAACUUUCAACACAUCCCUCCUCUGGGGCGUCUCACCACUUGGCAGCCAUCUUGGUGAUAACUCUGGGAGCAUGUUUGAGCAGAGUUGCCAAUAACCAGAGGAAAUUGGUGUACAGAGGGGACUCUGACAUAGGGUUGCAAGUCUUCUGUGGUGCUAACUGUUUCCUGUGUGCAGGGUUGUCCUGCAGGGAAGUGAAGUUCAGAGGAACUAUCGAUGUGUCCAACCUGUCUGACAAGAAAGAUGAGGACGACCUGGACAUCUGCGUGGCUUUCUGUAUGGACCAGCUCAACACGCGUCUCCUGGACCUCAUGAAGACGUCUGGCGUCCGAGAGGUUCGCAGGGUUCUGGGCAAGUAUGUCCAGCAGCUCAAAUCAGCCAGGAAGAUGAUCCCUGGGGUAACUGUGACCUCUGAUCCCACAAAGUUCGGUCAGGGAAUGAUUCUUCCCACCACCAACGCACUGAAGCAGCAUUCGCCUGUGGCGGCCAAGAAGAAUGAGGUUAAGACCAAUAAAACCCAAAUUAGCCCCGCCGCUAAGUGCUCCUCCAGUACCGCCCCCUGUACCACAGGUGAUCGUAUCCUAACCUGCAGUUUUGAUCUGAAAGAAACAUUCCAGCUCAUGAACUCCACAGGACGUUCAUCAGCCAAGAGGUACUCAAACAGACUAGGAAAGACCAGAAGAAACCAGAACAGACAGGAAAUACAAGAACGAGUUAUAAAUGACGCCCCAUGA
Molecule: messenger RNA, 738 nt
Organism: Oreochromis aureus
Lineage: Eukaryota; Metazoa; Chordata; Actinopteri; Cichliformes; Cichlidae
Product: activator of 90 kDa heat shock protein ATPase homolog 1-like
Exons: 5
Coding region: 1-738 (245 amino acids)
Molecular function (GO): ATPase activator activity; protein-folding chaperone binding
Source: RefSeq, a predicted model, not a curated record